GAGUUAAACCUUCUGAAAAUUCUAUAUUUCUAAAAAAUAAUAAAUAAUUAAAAAUAAAUGUAAAUAUUUGAAAACUUGUGUAAAAACGUUGUAUACAAAUAUUAUAGUACGGCUUUGAGUAGGAGUUCAAUGAAUUUCACAUCCGGUUAAAUUUCUCGAGUGAACGAGGACGAUCCUCUCGUUACUCUGAUAGUGCGUUACACUUUGUUGAGUGUUUGUGGGCUUCGUGAAAGUAUUUUUUUCCUUACACUUCUAAUCUUAUUUUAAUCAUGGCUCGGGGGCAGCAGAAACUUCAGUCGCAACAGAAGGCUGCUGAAAAGCAGGCCAAAAUGAAGAAACAACAGGGACACAAUGCUAAUGACCAGAGAAAAGCCGCACAAGCAGCCCUUGUUCAUGUCUGUGCAGUAUGCAAGGCGCAGAUGCCUGAUCCGAAGACCUACAAGCAACAUUUUGAAAAUAAACAUCCCAAAAAUGAACUUCCAAGUGAUUUGAAGGAUGUAGCACUAUGAUAUCACCAAGCUCGGUACCUUUGGCUGUUUAUGUUUACUUUUUCUACUGAAAACAUUAAAUUGUGUGGGACUUCAUACUGUGACAAUGAUCAUUUGUCUUGAUAGCAAAUCCAUCUGCAUUUGUCACUGUUGAAAAGGGGAUAUGCAAAUUUAUGGUGUUUUUGGUGAUUUCUUAACAUUCUUCCAUUUAUCUCUAUUUUAUGUUCUAAAAUGUCUGUAAGAUUUCAGAAAUAUACAUGAUUCCAAGGUUGUUUUCUGAGAGCCAUCUAAUUCUGAGAUAAAUAUUUGCAUUAUUUGUUUUGAGUUAGAAAAUUAAAAAGUUUAUCAUCAGAAUGAAGUUUGUGAAACUACAAGAAUGUAUUUAGACAGCAGUGGAUAUGUAAUAUAAAAAUUGUUGUAAUAUUAGAUGCGAAGUAGCCUGAGUCCUUUUUAAGUUUUCUAUUUGUAAUUUAUUAAAGUACUGUAAUAACAGUUACUGCACAUAUGGAAAUAUUUGCAUCUAUUGUGCUUUGUUUUAAGCUUCUUGUCUUGGAAGAUUAACAAUAAACCAUUCGUGCUAAUAGUGUCAGGUCUCCGUAGACCGCUGUACUACAAUCUCUUCUGACCUUUUAGACUUGCCAUUGACUUACAAUGGUUUGUCCAAUAGUGUAUAGCCAUUCAUUCCUCAAUGGUGAAUAGAUAUGAGAUUCUAAAUCAAGUUUAUUACAUUAGGUACAGAAUAAUACAGUUGAGAGUGGUGGUGUAUAACGAAGGUGGUGCCUCUGUUGAAGCAAUGGUAAUUGGCAUAUUACUUUCAUGGGGACUAUGGUUAGGUAGAAAGGUGAUUUAGAAAGUCCCAGACUUCAGUGGAUUAAAUUAUAAUUAUUGGUUUAAAUUACAUUAAAUCCAUCUAAUGAUUUAUAAAAAAAAUUGUGGCUUUAAUUUUUCCACAAUAGGUAAGAUGUAACAUACUGUGUGACAGCAGCAAUUAAUAAAAAUUUAUUGCUGAAGUGUCUGCUCCUGAGCUUAAAAUUUUAAGAAAGAUGACUGAAUUUUGAACAGUUCAUAGCAGUUGUAGAAAAAUUGGUUGUGUACUUUAGAAAAUUGUAAAUUUUGUAAGGUACACAAAAAGUUUGACUUGAAAUUUAACAUUGUUUGAUCUAUCAUAAUGAUGAGUUUUUGUUGUAAAGAGUUGGGUGUGUGCAGUGUACGGGUUCAAAAUGUAUUUGCAUUUUUUAUAUUAACAUGUACUAUUGGUCUCUAUAAGUGUUUCAUUAUUAUUUUCUGAAACAUUUACUUAUCAUUUUCUCAUAUACAGGUAAAGAAACAAUUUCAGUUUUGUAUAUUGAAUAAAGAUUGAGAGACCUUUGUCAUGUCUUUUAGAUAAAAGAUUAUUUCUUACCUAUAUAGUCUUCAAAAUAAAUAUUACCUCUUCAAAAUAGUGUUUUUUGGAGGAUUUGAGGGAUGUUCAAUAAGUCCUUAGAAAAAGAUGAAGCAAAUUUUUUUGUGCAGGAUUUUUUAUUUUCCAACAUAACUUCUUUUUAACUCUCUACUUUUCCAAGUCUCUCUCCAACUUUAACCUAUCAAAAAAGUAGGAUUUUGGAAGUCUUGAAAAUUGGCCUCUGGGCGAUCUCAUUCGAUGUGAACAGUCAUCUGCUGAGCCAUUUUUUCAAAUUUGGAAAUGGAAAGAAAUCGUUAGAGCAUAUAUCGCAGGCCAAAUAUGGUGGAUGUUAAAAUAGUUCUAACUUGAAUUUCUUGAAUUUUGGCUAUUGAAACUGCAGGAGUGUACCUACACGUC
Molecule: messenger RNA, 2286 nt
Organism: Gryllus bimaculatus (two-spotted cricket)
Lineage: Eukaryota; Metazoa; Arthropoda; Insecta; Orthoptera; Gryllidae
Source: the annotation of a GenBank genome assembly